AUGGCGCGAAGCCAAGCGACCAUCGCUGACGGCGGGCAGUUACAUGAUUUUGUUCACUUGGAUAUCUGGCCAGAAGGUCUACCACUUCCUGCACUGAUUGCGGGGCAACAUAGGCGAUCCGCACUAUCGACACUUUUGGCUGAGCAGGAGAAAGCUGCGACCGAAGGUGGACUCACGCCUGAUGGCAGCCCUCUUCUUCAUCCUUCUCCUCAGGCUUAUUAUUGGGCGUUCGACAUCUACGAGCAAGAAAAGAUGGAAAGCGAUCUUUUGGCCACCUUGAAGGAAACCGUGACGAUCCGAACAAGAGCGAUUCCAAUGGCUAUAUCACAAGGGCCCCGAGUUCUUGCGAUUACCACGGCACCCUUUUGGAGAGAUUUGUGGCGCAGCUACGUUAUGACACCUUAUGGGGAGAAAUACUUUAAUUUCACAACUGCGGAGGAUAUCGCCAGCACGAAGCUGGAAAAAUUGUGGGCGCGAGAAAUCGAUUUCGUUCUGACAUUCGGCAAUCGGAUUUUCGAGGGUAAAAAGGUGACAUCUGCGGACUGGGAAACUGUUCUGGCAGCGAUGGAAAAGGGUCCAAGAGCAGAUUUCUUGAGGAGACUAUUCUUUCCGACCAAGGCAGACCACGAGGAUGGCAGUUUGACUGGCCUAUUAUUGUUAAACCAGAAAUGGUUCAAUCAGUGGACAUUGCCCCGCCUCGCAGGCGACACGUUCACUACAGGUUCAACUCAAGUGAACACCAGACGUCCCGGGUUCUUGGCUAAACUUUCCGAUGUCGAGUAUCAUAAAGUUUUCAUCACCAUGCAACAAAACCCCGGCCUAACCUGCCCCAGAUGGGGUGACUUUGUUCGAACGAACCGACUAAUAGCGCAGCCUAUGAAGAAAGUACUUCAACAUGUGAUCUAUUGGACGGAUCAGAGUUUCUCGUACCCCAGAUCGUCAUCCAACGCCCUGAAAAAUUGGGAUUGGGUAGAGGAACUAGGAAAGUCCGCCUUUAGAGCAGAGGUUAACCCACGGCCAUGGAGACAUGUUGACGAGGGAUCGACUGAUAUCCAACCAAAGUUUACUAUCACUUCUCUCCCAGACCAUAUCGGUAAAUUCAUGGAGCAACUUUGGACGUACAUCGAGACUGAAUCUCUUUGGAGAGACGUUACCGUGGUGAAACAGCAGUUAAAACUACCAACCGAUAAAAAGGAGGCCAUCCGCAACCAGCUGAGUGAUGAGACUGAGCUAUUUUCCGCCAUGUUCUGUUACCGAGAGUUGAAAAAGGUUAUGAUCAGCACUUUGACGCACAGGUAUGGUGGGGGCUCAAAGAGGAGGUCGGAGCAGUUGUCCUUCCUCCUGGACAAGAAAGAGUGGGAGGUUGCCCGGGCAGAGCUGAUCGAGUACUCCAUGACCUUGAACUGGCGCGGCAUCAUGGUCAACGCGGACCAACUGAACGAGAGCUUAGAACGCCUAGCUCUCCCCACGCAUGCAAACCCGGUCGCUGAGGACGGACAACCCAUCAUGGGAUUCCUGAAAAUGGAUCCCGAGAGUUAUGGCCUCGAGCAACAGGGAAAUACGGAGCGCCUGCAGGAGCUCCUAGCCCGUGGCAUUUAUGAAAUUAGAUACUUAAUAAGAAUAUUAUAUGAAUCUACUCCGAGAGAUAAGAUUAUCAUUUAUAAUAUUGUUAUAUUAAACCUGCAGGCAGUUCAUUUAGAUCAAAUUUAA
Messenger RNA from Aspergillus niger, 1710 nucleotides. RefSeq lists its product as hypothetical. The record is from RefSeq and is a predicted model, not a curated record. The transcript has 11 exons. Lineage: Eukaryota; Fungi; Ascomycota; Eurotiomycetes; Eurotiales; Aspergillaceae. The coding region runs from base 1 to 1710 and encodes 569 amino acids.